GAAGCGUCGAUUUGUGCGUGGAAGGUUGUUUUAAAAAAAAAGGCAAAUGGCCGCCGUGGCGCGACAGUGUAUUCGUGUUGUCUCUUUCCUCUUAAUCCGCAAGCAAGUAUUGCGGCAUGUAAAAGCUUUGUGAAAUUCGUUACAACCAUGUGCAUAGAAAUGUGAGUUUUAAUGAAAAUAUAAUUUUCUUUUUUGUUGUCCGGCGAUUGGUAUCGUCGUUAAUAACGUUACGGUGAUGAAAUCAGUGUCCGAAGGCAAGCUGGGCGUGGAAGAGGUUAAAUUUGGUUCUGAUUUGAAAACCCGGGAUGUAACAUCACGUUUUAAACGAACAUUUACCCUGCCAGGAAAUAUUAUCCAAAGAAUGUCAAAAAGACGACAAAAACCAGUUCGUGAUUUAAAGGAAAACAAUUUUAAUUACAAGGAAAAUUGUAGGAACAAUAUGCAAGAGGAACAGCGAACACAAAAUCUCCAGCAGCAGCAACAGCAGCAGGUUCAUGGUGUUCCAAGGUCACAUACAAAUUAUAAUAAUCCAGAGAGAAAUGGUCCAAAGAAACCAUUUCGUAGGCGUUCUAUAAAGAAAAUAUUUUGUAAAUUGUACGUUAAUUUUGUGAACAAAGAACAUAAAUCUUUAUAUAGAAAUGAACUUAGCUCAAGUGCAAGUGAUCUUAGGGUGCCACCGCCGAGACUUCCUCAAAUACCAUCUGAUCGUGUUCCUGGUGUAACUGGUCUUAGAAAUCAUGGUAACACGUGUUUUAUGAAUGCUGUACUUCAAUGUCUAUCACAUACGGAUAUUCUUGCGGAAUAUUUUGUAUUGGAUCGUUAUAAGGAUGAUCUUUCAAAAAAGACGAAAAAUUCAAAAAAAUAUGGUACCAAGGGUGAAAUAACGGAACAAUUGGCAUUAUUAUUGAAAGCAAUAUGGACCUGUCAAUAUGAUCCCGAAAUGAGUACUGCAUUCAAGAGUGUCGUCGAUAAAUACGGAAGUCAAUAUAGAGGAAAUUUACAGCACGAUGCCCAGGAAUUUUUACUUUGGUUACUGGAUAAAGUUCACGAGGAUCUUAAUACUGGUAGCACGAACAAGUACAAAAUCAUGAAGAGUUCGUAUGGAAAGCCGGACAACGUCGUCGCCCAGGAAACAUUAAACAAUCAUGUACGAUGCAACAGUUCUUUUGUUCAUAAACUUUUUCAAGCACAAUUUUGCUCGAGUUUAACAUGUCCAAAGUGUAAAAAGCAAUCGAACACGUUCGAUCCAUUCCUCUGUGUGUCGGUACCAGUGCCGCAGAAUCAUCGGCAAAUUAAUCUUUUUGUCAAUGUUUUGUACACUUCACAACAACCACGGCAAGUGAGAAUUGGCGUUAGCGUCAAUCAAGCAGCAAAUGUCAAGGAACUUAGAGAAAUGCUCGCCAGCGAUACUGGAAUCGACGAAAAUCAUAUGCUUCUCACUGAGGUCUACGACGAAGGCUUUCACAGGACCUUCUCGGAUUGUCAACCAUUGUCAGUAAUAACGGAGAACGAUCCUCUUUAUUGUGUUGAAUUGCCCCAAUUGAAGGAACCAACCGAGCAGGCCUACAUCCUCCUAGUCUGGAUUAAUGUUCUGGUGAAGGGAAAUUUACGUGAACGAUUUGGAAGUCCUUACACGAUGCAAAUAUCCCGCGAGACAUCCUACGAGGAUCUGCAAAAACUUUUAUUAAAAGAAAUGCAUGCAACACUCGCUGACGAUGUUCUAACUUCAAGUCAAAAUCCAGGUUUGUUUGAUAUUCGUGUCGCCGAUCCGGUUGCAACGCCAGCACAGGACGAACAUCCCUGCAUUGAUCCAUGCGUUGAACAUCCAUUAUACACGGAACAAAUUGAACAAGCAUUGGCACUUUGUGCCGACGAUUCCGGUCCACAGCAUGUGAAAUUAAUUCUCGAAUGGAACGAGGCAACAAAAUCGAAUAUCAUACAAGACGAUAGCGAUCAAAUUGAGGAGCACGCGAGUGUUAAACAAUUGAAAACAAAUUCGGAAUUUGGCGAAAAUUCCGUGACACUUGAGGAGUGCUUUGAUUUUUACACGAGGGAAGAAACACUCGGCGCUGAGGACGCAUGGUAUUGUCCGUCGUGUAAUCGUAAGCAGGAAGUUGUGAAAAAACUCGGUCUAUGGACAUUGCCGCAUAUUCUCGUGAUACAUUUAAAGAGAUUUCGUCAACAAUCAAAGCAACGUUCCACGGCAAAAUUGACAAUGUUGGUUGAUUUUCCACUUUACGGUUGCGAUAUGACGCCGCAUUUGGCGAACAGUGAUAAUCCAACGAAUUACACGACACUCGAGACAACUGGCUGGGCAUCGUGGAAAAAAGCGACACGACCAAGACAGAGGCAAAAUUUUUCCAAAUACAUUGACGAUAAUGUUUAUGAUUUGUACGCAAUUUGCAAUCAUCAUGGACAGGAUCUUCAGGGUGGACAUUAUACUGCAUUCUGUAGAAAUCCAUAUGACACACAAUGGUAUUGUUUCGAUGACACGCGAGUUGAGCCAUUAACUGAAUCUGAAUUGGUUACAAAUUCGGCGUACAUGCUUUUUUAUCAGAAACGUGGACCGAAUAAUAAUUCAACUGGCAAUUCAUCGGCUGCAUCGACAAGUUCGGCGGGCUCUGGACUCGAUCAUUGGGUCUCAAGAAUGCCGCCGUUCUAUUACAAUAAUAGAAAUAGUUGUAAUGCACCGAAUAGCAAUAAACAGAGCAAGUCACAAGAGAUUUUGUGCCAAGAGAAAAUCGUUAAGGAAAAGAACUUGAAUAAUUUUAAUAGGGGCUGCAGGAAUUAUGCGACUUUACAACCGCAGAAGAAAAAUGUUGGAACGGAAACCGAUUGUGGUGAGGUUGAUCAUUAUUCAGAUGUUGAGGCACCCACGAAUUAUCCAUCGAGAAGAGAUUGGGCAUCACCGAAACCAGUGAGAAGAACGUCAUCAAUCACCUUAAUUCCUCAUAUACCGCAGGCAAUAAUUCAAAAUGCCAACAAUGAUCCGGACACAACAGUGAUACAUGAAUCAACAUUGUAACACACAAUUUAAGCCAGACUUGAUUGUCUGGCCUAUUGAGCAUGGCUCAACGAGUGCCUAGAAACUGGCGUUUCCGUUAAGUCUGAACUCAACGUAAAAAGUAGAGAAGAAAAAGACAAUUCAACAUCCCCUAAGCCACAUUUUUUUUCUUAUCAAAAACAGAGAGAAAGAAAGAAAGAAAGAAAGAAAGAAAGAGAGAGAGAGAAAGCAUCGAUAUAUUUGUAACUUGACUAGAUUUUCAAUCCCUCCUCCCUUAAAAAAAAUAAUUCAAACUUAAAAUUUAUAUAAUUAUUAACUAAUGCAGCAGAUAAAAAAUCUAAUUACAACGAGAGAUCUCAAAAAAAAAAAAAAUGUUAACUUCUCUUUUUCGAAUUCUAUUUCUAUAAAUGCGCCAAAAUAGAAAUAAUUUUUUCGUGUAAAAAAUGAAACAAGUUCGAGGCAUUAGUGAAUUUCAUAUUUAUAGAACAUUUGUACGGAUUGCGUGAAUUGCUUAAAAUGAAAAGGUAGUUAUAUUAAAGUUUAAGAGUGUGAUGAAAUCUUUAUAUCUGAUAAUAGAUACACUGUAAACCUAUAAAUUGGCCCCGAAAAAACUAACUUGUCAAUGUAAAUUGUCGUUUUGCAGAAGGUCCCAAAGAAAAAAUUCUUAAUUUUAAUUUUUUUGUUUUGUUUUAAAUAGAUUCAUUAAUUAUGAAGAAUUAUUAUAAUAAUUGUUAUAAAUAAUUAGUAUCCUUGAUUAAUUGCAUUUUAAAAUAUUUUUUAUUUUAUUUAUUUUUUUUUUACUUUUAUCACUCUGAUAAUAUUAAAAACCUUGACAAUAAGAAAUUUUUUUUUUAAUUUUAAUCUCGAAUGACAAUUUUUUUUGCUUUGAAUGCUCAAAUCAUUCUGCAGGACACUGUAAAUUGACAUUUACUUUUUUGAAUUGUAAUUCGCUUAGAUUGUAAUAUUUAUAUUGUAUUUGUAUUACCCACUAGUGGCCUUACAAUAAUCAAUAUCGAUACAUCAGUAAUUCAAUAUUCACAUUUGUAUAAAACAAGAAAAAUAUUUACUAUUUUUACUUUGAGCAUUUUUUUUCGAUUGUUUGUUUUUUUUCUAAUGCGUCUUUAAAAAUAGAGUUUGUGAAAAAUACGUCACACGAGAGUCACUGAAUCUUGAAAAUUGGGAAUUAAUUUUUUUUUUUAAAUCUAAAAAUGUAACUUCCACUUUUUCAAAUGUUCUUCCAGUUGUAUUUUAAAGACUUGAUUAAUUUUUUUUUCUUCGUUUUUAAUUAUAAAUAUCAAGAGAUUAAGACUUUCUUGGUACAGUGACUUUUUUUCUUGUGACUCAAAGGGUACCAAUAUAUUUUUUUUUGUAUUUUAUUAUUAAAAAUACUCUAAUCUCCCAAUUUUAAUCAUCAUUCCAUGAAAAUGUUUUCAAAUGAAGUUAGAGAGGAAAAAAUAAAAUGAGAGGGGGAGAAAGUGAGCGAGUAAGAGUAUUAAAUUUAUAAAUGAAAAAGUGAGAAGAUUUAUAUAGAAAAAAGUAUAUAUAUAUAAAUAUAUAUGUACAUUGCGUAUAUAUAUACACAAUAUAAAAGUAUAAAACACAAGUGAGUGUCGAAGAUAUUUAAGUUAUUUUAAAAAUAAUGUUUACAACUAGUCACACGAUUCGUGGACAGGGGUAGAAAAUUAUAAGUGAUUUAAAA
This is a messenger RNA of Leptopilina heterotoma, 4703 nucleotides long. Its product is annotated as ubiquitin carboxyl-terminal hydrolase 31-like. The record is from RefSeq and is a predicted model, not a curated record. The transcript is spliced from 4 exons. NCBI's taxonomy places the organism in Eukaryota, Metazoa, Arthropoda, Insecta, Hymenoptera, Figitidae. Gene Ontology annotation, biological process: protein deubiquitination. Bases 236 to 3025 code for a protein of 929 amino acids. Gene Ontology annotation, molecular function: cysteine-type deubiquitinase activity.